UUUACACAAACACCACACACACACACACAGCAAAUGCUUUGCUGAAAUUUUCAAAAAGGUUUUCGAGAUUUUUCACACGGGCCAGUAUUCGAUGUCCGCUGCUAACAAAAUGACGCGAACAAAUCAGCUCCAGCCCCAGCUCAAGAUCCAGGCACCCCACCGCCAGUUGCAGUUGCAAUUGUUGCUGCUUUUGUUUGGAUUGCUGAUGUUGCCCACAAUUGCUGCAGUGCCACAACAACAGCUGCUGCUAGAUACCACUCAAGUGACAGAAGUGGCACAAGUGGAACAGGAGGCAACAGUGCCAUCGCUCAACGAUCUGUCCGUUCAAUUUGCAGAUCUCAGCGCUGGCAUCAAUCUGUUUCCUGUGAGCAAUUUAAUUGCCGCUGCCGCCAAUGCUGAGCCCCCGGCCCCCGUUCAAUUUGUGCGCAUUGCGAUGAACAGUGGACUGUGAGCGCCGACCAACAGAUGGCGCUUUAUAUGUCCUUCUAUUUAAUUUAUUUCACU
Drosophila grimshawi is the source of this 504-nucleotide messenger RNA. RefSeq lists its product as uncharacterized. The transcript is spliced from 2 exons. Bases 92 to 451 code for a protein of 119 amino acids. NCBI's taxonomy places the organism in Eukaryota, Metazoa, Arthropoda, Insecta, Diptera, Drosophilidae. The record is from RefSeq and is a predicted model, not a curated record.